AGAGAUGUGAUGAUGAACCUUCAUCAGUUUGCUAAGAGCCGAAGGACUAUCUAAAACAGUUUUAAUUUUUACUCUACGACUUGCGAUACGCAUUAACUGGAACACGAGAUGAGAACGUGGAUUAUCCUGGUAGCGUGCAGUGUAGCCGCUGUGACCGCCUCACCUCGGUACAAGCGGCGAGCAUACGAUCUUCCAGAUGGAGCUGAGUUACUUGUUGGAAAUAUUCAAACUACGUUUUCGUGCCCUGGGGAUGGCUAUUAUGCUGACGUGGACAACGACUGUAAGAUAUUCCACGUUUGUCAUACGGUCACUCACGCUAAUGGUAAAUCGGAGGUUCAACAGUGGAGUUUCCUGUGUGGAAACCUUACGUUUUUUAACCAGUUGACCCUAACCUGCGGUUUUGCAGAUGAAGUGGUACCGUGUGUUAACUCUACAUACUUUUUUUAUGUUAAUGGUAACAUCGGCCUUGAAGACACUCUCUUCCUGACAGAGCAGGACAUAGAAAAGGCAGCUCCGUCACUGGGAAGAAGUCUUCCGAUAUCCAACAGGAAGCCUCGUAUAGAAGAUUCUGCUUCUGUCCUUGCUCCUGCUCCUGUCCCUCUCCCUGCUUCUCCUCCUCCAGAGAAACAACCAGAAGUAGUAGUUGUAAGCGAAACAACAGAAAAAGAGGAACCGCAAGAAGAAAACGGCGAAUAACGUUAGAUAGAAAAGCAGGCAUGGAAAAAAUAUAUAAAAAAGAGCAAGAUUUCUCUGCUUGGUGGCUUAGGAAUUGGUGAAUAUCAAGAAAUGGGUUUUGAUCUUUUAAUUACAUUAAUCUUGGUGGAGGAGGGAAGCACGCUGACUAACUUAUAUAGAAUAUUUUGUUAUUAUACGCGAGAAGU
Molecule: messenger RNA, 881 nt
Organism: Limulus polyphemus (Atlantic horseshoe crab)
Lineage: Eukaryota; Metazoa; Arthropoda; Merostomata; Xiphosura; Limulidae
Exons: 4
Coding region: 109-696 (195 amino acids)
Cellular component (GO): extracellular region
Molecular function (GO): chitin binding
Source: RefSeq, a predicted model, not a curated record